AUGGCAAGAGACUUUUAUAAGGUGGAAGUAGGCGAUGGAAGAACCACUUCUUUCUGGUAUGAUUCAUGGUCUGAGAUGGGGAUUUUAUCAAAGCUGUUAGGAGACAGAGGAGUAAUUGAUAUGGGAAUCAGGAAAGCUGCAACAGUGGAAGAAGCCAUAUUCACCGUUAGGAGAAGAAGAAGCCAUAGAACACAGCUACUAAAUCAAGUUGAAGAAGAGUUGAGUCUACUGAGAAGAAAGCAAUAUCUGGGGAAAAGAGAUGUUAGUUUGUGGAGAAGUAAGGCUGGCUAUAAGCUCCAGUUCUCUUCGAAAGAGACAUGGUAUCUUAUGAGAGAAGGAAGCGAAGAAUGUAGUUGGUUCAGAGGGGUGUGGUUCUCGAAAGCUACUCCUAAGCUUGCUUUCAUCACUUGGCUAGCAAUGCUGGAUCGCCUAUCAACCAUGGACAGAGUGUCGCAAUGGAUAAAUGGAGUAGAUCAAAAGUGUGUUCUCUGCAACUCCUCCCUGGAAACACGAGACCACAUCUUCUUUGACUGCUCGUACUCGUCUGAAGUGUGGAGUACCUCACCCAAGGGAUACUUAAACGAUCUUACUCACCUCAGUGGCUUGAAGUAA
This is a messenger RNA of Brassica napus (rape), 612 nucleotides long. RefSeq lists its product as uncharacterized. Bases 1 to 612 code for a protein of 203 amino acids. The transcript has a single exon. The record is from RefSeq and is a predicted model, not a curated record. Lineage: Eukaryota; Viridiplantae; Streptophyta; Magnoliopsida; Brassicales; Brassicaceae.